Molecule: messenger RNA, 1736 nt
Organism: Apis florea (little honeybee)
Lineage: Eukaryota; Metazoa; Arthropoda; Insecta; Hymenoptera; Apidae
Gene: Oseg6
Product: intraflagellar transport protein Oseg6
Biological process (GO): cilium assembly; intraciliary retrograde transport
Cellular component (GO): intraciliary transport particle A; cilium
Molecular function (GO): protein binding
Source: RefSeq, a predicted model, not a curated record
AUAUAUAUUAUUAAUUGUUAUAGCAAUUUAAUGAAGCAGCUUUAUUAUAUGAAAAAGCUGAAUAUUUUGAUAAAGCAGCUUCUGCAUAUAUAAAAUUAAAAAAUUGGCCAAAAGUGGGACAGCUUUUACCACAAAUUUCAUCUGCCAAAAUUAAUAUACAAUAUGCUAAAGCCAAAGAAACUGAAGGCAAAUAUGAAGAAGCAGCAAAGGCAUAUGAGAUUGCAAAAGAUUACGAAAACAUAAUUAGAAUUAAUUUGGAAUAUUUAAAUAAUCCUGCUCGAAGUGUUGAAAUAGUACAACAAACUAAAAGUAUAGAAGGAGCUAAAAUGGUUGCAAAAUAUUUUCAAAAGAUGAAUGAUUAUAAUUCAGCAAUUAAAUUUUUAAUUUUAUCAAAUUGUCAUGAAGAAGCUUUUCAAUUAGCUAACCAACAUGGAAAAAUGGAAUUAUAUGGAGAAAUUUUAAUAAAUACGAUUGAUGAUAGUAAUUCACGGACAGAAGAUUUUAAAAGUCUUGCUAUGCAUUUUGAAUCUCAGAAAAAUAAUUUUUUAGCUGGAAAAUAUUAUUUCCAUGCUAAAGAAUAUCAAAAAGCAUUACGACAUUUAUUAAAAGCUGUACAAUUAGUAACAGAUGAAAAUGAAGUUCUUACAUUAGCUAUUGAUACAGUUGCUUCAUCAAAAGAUGAUAAAUUAGCAAAUCAAUUGAUUGAUUUUUUAUUAGGUGGAGAUGGAUUGCCAAAGGAUCCUAAAUAUCUAUUUCGAUUAUAUAUGGCUAGAAAACAAUAUAAAGAAGCUGCAAAAACAGCAAUUAUAAUUGCAAAUGAAGAACAAAUUAAUGGAAAUUAUAGAAGUGCUCAUGAUGUUCUAUUUGGCAUGUAUCAAGAAUUAAAAAAAAAUAAGAUUAAUAUACCUUUAGAAAUGCAAAACAAUUUAAGACUUUUGCAUUCCUAUAUUCUUGUCAGACUUCAUGUAAAAAAAAAUGAUCAUUUACGUGGUGCUCGUAUGUUAAUAAGAGUUGCCAAUAAUAUAUCAAAAUUUCCAUCACAUAUUGUUCCAAUCUUAACAUCUACUGUAAUAGAAUGUCAAAGAGCUGGAUUAAAGUAUGCUGCAUUUAAUUAUGCUGCUAUGUUGAUGCGUCCAGAAUAUAGAAGUCAAAUUGAUGCUAAGUAUAGUAAAAAGAUUGAAGCAAUUGUAAGAAAACCACCAAAAUCAAAAGAUAACGAAAUUGAAGAUGAACCUUUAACUCCAUGUCCAUAUUGUAAAAGUAAACUUCCAGAGACAGAAAUUACUUGUGACAAGUGUAAAAAUACAAUACCUUUUUGUGUAGCUACAGGCCGACAUAUUGUUGAAGAUGAUUUUGCAGUAUGUCCACAAUGUGAUUUUCCUUGUAUAAGAAGUGAAUUUUUAAGGAUCAUUGAAUCUGAGAAAACAUGUCCAAUGUGCUCAGAAAAAAUAGAUGUUAAUAUGAUUUCAUCCACUCUUGAUAUUCAUCCCUAUCUUGAUUUUCAAGAAGAAAAAUCAUGAAUAAAAAAUCUAAACAUUUCCAUAUUUAGUAGAAAUAUAAAAGAUAAAAAUAUUAUUAUCACUUUCAUGCCGUCCAAUAUAAGUAUAAUACAAUUAAAUACAAGAAACAUAUUAUAUAAUUUCAUAAAAUAUAUAAAACACAUGCACAAAUCUAAAUAAUAAUCAUACAUGAAAUAAUAUGUAGAUAUUAGUAUCAAUAAACUAGUCUUUUAAUAA